Messenger RNA from Cladophialophora immunda, 1533 nucleotides. RefSeq lists its product as uncharacterized. The transcript is spliced from 3 exons. The record is from RefSeq and is a predicted model, not a curated record. NCBI's taxonomy places the organism in Eukaryota, Fungi, Ascomycota, Eurotiomycetes, Chaetothyriales, Herpotrichiellaceae. Bases 97 to 1533 code for a protein of 478 amino acids.
GUCAGGAAAAGCUCGUCUCGGUCCCGUCUUGGGUGUUUGACCUGUCGGGUUCGACAUGUCAAGUGUGACGAAACGAAACCAAUCUGCCGACAAUGCAUGGUGACAGGACGCACCUGUGAUGGCUACGCUGUCAUUGUCCAACCACGCGAGGCUCUCUCGCUCACGUGGAAGCCUCCGGUGACCGUCGUUGGAAUGGUGUUGUCAACCCUGCCACACGACGAGAAGCCGUGGGGACUGGGGCUCCUUUGUCUCGAUGCCUUUCGUUCUCAGGUCAUCAGCGCACUUUUCGACGACCCUUCUCGACGCCUUGAGCGCCUGAUCCUGCAGGCACUUAACCAGGAGUCGUGCGUGCGCCACGCCGCGGUCGCGCUCACAGCCCAUCAGCUCCAGGCCUCGUCGCGGUGGCCAGCUGGCGGGAAUGGUGAUGGUGCUACGAAUUUUGGCCUCAAUUCCUACAGCCUCUCCAUCCGAGAUCUGCGGAAGCUAUUGCUGCGGCCGCCCGAUCGACACGCCGCCGAGGUCGCCUUGGUAUGCGCUCUGCUGGGCAUCUGUUAUGAACUCGCGCAGGGCGCCUACAACGGGGCACGACUCCAUUUGGAGAAUGGUCUACGUGUCUGUUCGUCCUUGUCUGUCGACGACGACAUCUUCCACGAAUUUGCGCGCCUUGACGUCCAAGGGUCUACAUUUAUCGAAGGUUGGGUGCCACGGCUCACGCCACUUCUUCCCACCAACACCACCGCCGCUGCCGACAAUGACGACGAUGACUACGACGGAGAUGGAGUCCGUUUUGAUUCCCUGGAAACUGCCCAACGCUACCUCUAUGCAUGUCUAAGUCGGCUAUGGUCGUUCUUAAGGGGCACUCUUGACAAUUCCCACCGCUAUUGGAAUCCGGACGAUCGGCCUCCGCAUAUUGCGAAUCAAAGCCGGAAUCUAGUGGCCCGUUUACAGCGGUGGGAGCUGAUCUAUGACGAGUUUGUGAGCCGCCUGGAUAGAUUUCCAAACACGUACACCCAAGCACACUCAAACCUUCUUCGCAUUCAUCACCAGACCGCCCAGGUCUACUUGGCGACGGCACUCUCUCCUGACGAGCUCUGCUACGACGAUCAUGACGAUUCAUUUCGCCUCAUAGUUUCGUUGUCUCGGUCGCUCCUGCACCACCGUCAGUCACAUGCGAUUCCCACCCUAUUUUCCUUGGGGCUAGGGGUUGUCCAGCCCCUGUUCUUUACCGCCACGCGAUGUCGGAACCUCUGGGUCCGGGACGAAGCGAUUGAGCUGUUGUCGGCAGUCCCGUGUACUGAGGGCGUGUGGAAUGCUCCCGCCAUGACCAAAAUCGCCGCCGUCGUCAAAGACUUGGAAGAACGUGACCUCGACCGAGCCUUCCUCGAGCAGCACCGUAUCCCCGAGGCGAAACGAGUUCACUCGACCAGCACCGACAUCGAUCCUCGGCGACGUUCUUCUGAGGUGCGAUGUACGCGGCUGCCCAGUGGUCGAACGGGGGCGUGGGAGCAUCACUUCUUCCAAGUCUGCUGGUGA